AUGGCCGCGCCCAAAAACGCUCCCUCGAGCGACGCCAAGGCGGUUGCGUCCAAGAUGCACCGGCGUUCGCGUUCAGGUACGUUUCUUUCCGGGGUGCAUGAGCCAUUGUCAAGCUUCGGCAGGUACUGACAUGUUUCAGGUUGCUUCACCUGUCGAUUACGGCGGAAGAAGUGCGAGGAGGGCAAGCCCGCUUGCAAGGCUUGCAAGCAUCUCGGCCUGCGAUGCGACUACAAGCGUCCAAUGUGGUGGAGCAAUGGCGAACAGCGUCGUGCUCAGAAGGACCUGAUCAAGAACAUCAUCAAGCGCACGCAGGUCUCCAAGAAGCAACAGCAGUCGCAGCAGCAACCUCUCGACACUAGCUCGCCGCCACCACUCAGCCAUUCUGUACCAACAUCAGCAGAGGCUCCUUUCGCGGAAUCAUUCACAUACUCACGAUGUUCUCCCGAAGGAUCGCCUUUCUCUUCCAACGGAUGCGACUUCACGUACCAAUCGCCGGAUGGGUACUUCACGAUGCCACCGCCGCCGCAACCGUAUGUCUCGGGUCAUCCGCAGUACCCUCUCUUCUCCCCAUACGAAGUCGACAUCAAGACCGAGCGUGAGAUCUACGUCAACAACGUCCCGACCCGAAGAGAUUCAACGAUAUCGACGUUCAGCACCUUCCAGCCUCCCCCAGGUCCGCAUGGGAUGCCCAACUACCCGGCAGACAGCUGGGUGCAGCAGGAGCAUUUUGAGAGCACCUCAGAGGAGUUUGCGGAGGAGCCGGUCGACUUCAACUUCUUCGAGUACCCACAUGGCCCUGUCGCUCCCGAGCGCGAGACAGUCAUCAUUGUCGACGACGCUGACAAGUAUCUCUUGAAUCACUUCCUGGAUAAGGUGCUCAAGUUGAUCUUCCCAAUUCUGGAUGCAAAUCAGCACGGCUCUGCUCGCGAUGUGAUUAUUCCAGCGCUUGAGUCCAACAAGGCAUAUCUGCACUGCUGUUUGAGCGUGGCGGCAACCCACAUGAAGGCAACAGAAGGCGUUACCGAUGAGCAGAUCGACAAUGACAUUGUUCGACACCGAUACGCAGCUGUUUCGGAACUCUGCGAAGCUCUUGGACAAGACAUCGACCAUGACCAGAUCCUCGAGGCGACACUCGGCAUGAUCUUCUUCCAAUGCUCCGUUGGACGACCAGACGACACGCUGCCGGAUAUCCCGUGGCACCAGCAUUUCCAGGCUGCAGCGAGCUUGGUGAACAAGUUGGACCUACCCGCCAUGGCGACCGAGCUCUCCGCCGCUGCUCAGCACCCAUCCUUCAAUAUGACGCUGACUUCUUGGAUUGAUAUCCUCGGAUCAACCAUCAUGGGCCGAUCACCAAUGUUCGCCGACACCUACCGAGAGCUCAACAUGACCAACGGCACCGCGGGACUUGCAGAACUCAUGGGGUGUGACGACAAGAUCAUGUUCUUGAUCUCGGAGAUCGCUUGCUUGGAUGUGCAGAAGCAGAUCGGCAUCGAUGAGGUGGUUCUCUGCAAGUACGUUGAAUCUCUUGCGCAGGAGAUUGGUACCACGGAGCCAGCUGCCGGCACGGUACAGAGCUGCUUCUCCGCCAGCGGCGCCAUUCGACCUAAGCAACUCGCCAUCAACCUUACUGCCGUCUUCCGCGUCGCCGCUCGCAUCUACCUGUGCACUCUGGUCCCUGGCAACACACGCAACCAGCCCAGCAUGUGCCACCUGAUCUCGCAAUUCUCCGAGCUUAUGAGCUACAUCCCCGCCGGCCCCGACGGCUUCGACCGAUCCCUCGCAUGGCCACUGCUAAUUGCCGGCGGCGCUUCCGUCGCCAACUCGCCCUUCCGCGCCAUGUUCGAGGAACGCUGCGAACGACUCGGCGACGGCGCCAACUUCGGCUCCUUUGGCCGCAUCCGAGAGCUUCUCAAAGACCUCUGGCAGAUCAACGACGCUGCCGCCGCACAGGGAGACUACCAGGGCGUCCGCUGGCGAGACGUGAUGCAGCAGAAAGGAUGGGACUUCCUCCUCAUCUAG
Lecanosticta acicola is the source of this 2019-nucleotide messenger RNA. Lineage: Eukaryota; Fungi; Ascomycota; Dothideomycetes; Mycosphaerellales; Mycosphaerellaceae. The record is from the annotation of a GenBank genome assembly.